Messenger RNA from Rasamsonia emersonii CBS 393.64, 1104 nucleotides. RefSeq lists its product as uncharacterized. The record is from RefSeq and is a predicted model, not a curated record. Lineage: Eukaryota; Fungi; Ascomycota; Eurotiomycetes; Eurotiales; Trichocomaceae. The transcript has a single exon. Bases 1 to 1104 code for a protein of 367 amino acids.
AUGCGUCACUUCGAUGCCUGGAUCCUUAGGGAUCCCUAUUCCAUCUGGCACUACUACUCGACGGGUCGACGAUGGCAAGAGACCAUCCGGGACAUGAUUCAAGAACGCCGCAUCUGCGCACCGCAGGUCGACGCAUCCACUCCCCGCAGGGCCGUUGACCCUCUUGCCCGUGAGCCAUCUCCGCAGCAAGACUGCCAGUUCCUCCAGAGAUUGCCGCCUGAGAUCCGCCUGAUGAUCUACCGCUACGUCUUUGGCGACGAGGCGGUCCAUCUGGUCCAGCUCAAGGGCAAGAUCCGCCAUGUCCGCUGCCAACAUCCGUCCUCCUCCAUCGAGAAGCAUCGCCACUGCUGUCCCGUAACGCCUGCGCGCUGGCGCGUGUACGACGGUCGUGUUGCUGGUCACAGUGACCGUAUGCUCUAUCCGCACACCCAUGCCCAACUGCCCGAGCUGCUGAGCAAUUCCUCUCUGGGGCUGCUGCGCACCUGCCGUACCAUCUACCUGGAGGCAGCCGACAUCCCGUACUCGAACCUGGUCUUCGAUGUUGAUGACCUGCACACCUUUGUGGCCUUCUCGCUCAGCGUCUGCCCGGAACGUCUCCGGUGUAUCAAACGGCUCACCGUGCAGUGGAUGCCCGUAUGGCGGCCGAUGGCUGGCGAGGAGCACUGGUCCUCCAUCUACUCGCACACGCACAACGACCGUCUCUGGGUGCUCUUCUGGGAGCGCGUCCAGGCUCUUUCCGGACUCGAAGAACUGCGGGUCAGUCUGGAUCUGGGACGGUUCACUGGCGCCGCAGUGGGAGGCGUCGUCAUCGGAGGGAAACGCAUCCGGCUGGCGAUUGACGAGCCGUGGGUGGCGCCGAUGCUGUCCAUCCGGGGGUUGCGGGAUUUUGACUUGUGUGUGACGGCCCGCUGCGACGCGUCGGCGAAGAAUCUCCUAGGUGACGAGAUGCGCCGGGAUGCUGCCCAGCUGCGCGACCAUCUGCGGGCGGUGAUGUGUUCGCCUCGGGGGACUGUCCCUUCGAUCGAUGGGGUGACACUCAAGGUGCCUGAGGUGAAGCGAUCGGAGAUUCGUUCGAGGCCGCGUCUAGCGAUUACUGCGGCUUGA